UUUUUUUUCUCUUUCUUUCUUUUUUUUUAUUUUUUUUUUUUCCUAUUUACUCCACAUUCCUUAUGUCUGGCAGCAACUCAUCAACACCAACAACAACGACAAAUGAAUACAGAGAAGAUUUAUUAAUGUUGGCAUCGUCAUUCCUAUCUUCCAGUAAAGUCCAAGCAGCAGAGAAAUCAAAGAAAAUUGCCUUUCUUAAAAGUAAAGGACUUACUGACGCAGAAAUAACAGAAGCCUUCAGAAGGUUGGAUCAACAAACAUCCAUAUCAGAAACUUCACCACAACCGUCAUCAGCUUUGAAAUAUACUUCUCCAUCUACGUCUUUGAUACCUGAGCAACCAAUGGAACCACUUAUUCUUUAUCACCCUGCGCCCACUGCUCCCAUAGUCCCGACUCAACAAACCUUUGCUUUGGCUCUUAUCUUUGGUGUUGGUCUUACUGGAGUUGCCUGUGGGUUGAUUGGCAUUGUCAAGCGACUAUUAUACCCUGUGUUUGCAACCUAUGCUGGAUACAAACAUAGUCGAUAUCAAUACUAUACUGGUGUGAUCAAAAAAGUGAAAGAAGUAUUAGACAAGGAUAUCAAGGAGGAAAAAGAUCAAGAUGAACUGGAAUCAUUAGAUAAACCUGGAGUAUAUCAGUUGAUUUCGAAACAACAGUCUUUAGCCGAACGACUCGCCGAUAUUGUUUUCCAAGUACAAUCACUUCGCCCAACAAAGAAAUCACAAUUGGCCAAUCUUCAUCAAUCCUUUAAUGCACUAUCGGAAUCACUGACUUUGGAUCAAGAACAACCUGCAGUGUUGAUGGAUAUGAAAGGGGAACUGCGUCGCUUGAAGGGAAUAUGUCUCAAUAGGCGUCAAUUUUAGUCUUUCAUUGGUUAUUUUGUUAAUUAGAUCAUAUUGCUUGGUUCUUUUUUUUUUUUUAUGG
Molecule: messenger RNA, 924 nt
Organism: Halteromyces radiatus
Lineage: Eukaryota; Fungi; Mucoromycota; Mucoromycetes; Mucorales; Cunninghamellaceae
Product: peroxisomal membrane anchor protein conserved region-domain-containing protein
Exons: 2
Coding region: 63-863 (266 amino acids)
Biological process (GO): protein import into peroxisome matrix, docking
Cellular component (GO): peroxisomal membrane; peroxisomal importomer complex
Molecular function (GO): signaling receptor binding
Source: RefSeq, a predicted model, not a curated record